AUGGGUUCUCCUGCCGAUUCUUCGCAGUCUAAGAGGCCGCUGGAGGGGGAUACUAUCUUUGUCAAGCAUCCGAGAGUCGAUCCUCCGACUCAGCCUGCGACUCCUCAAGAGAUUGGCCCGCAAGACCCGGUGCAGGAAACAUUACCUUCGACCGAGAUCCCGAACUCACCUAUCGAUCCAAACGAAUCUUUCAGUACUCAAGUCAACGAAGAACGACCACAGCUCACAGUCAUUCCCUCGUCUCUUACACCUCCUCCUUCUACCCAGGUUAACAACAGUCAACAUGCAAGCCAACCUGGUCCCUCUAAACGAAAGUUCUCUGCUUCCCAGCAGUCGACGCUAUGCUCUCCGCCAGCUACUAUCCAGAACAUCAUACGCGACCGCGCUAAAACAUCAGGCUUUCUCCCACCCGCCCCUCACCAGGUCCUCGAAGCAUCCGCAGACGAACUCCGUGUCAUGGUCCAGAGUGCUCUUGCAGAACAGCAAAAGCUCAAGACGGAAGCAGCCCAUUUUAAGUUGCAGUACAACCUUAUGGCUCUCCAAGCCGACGACGACAGCAAGCGUGCCGCUGUGGAACACGAGAUGAUGCGUCGCGAGGUAGACGCGCUACGCAACGCAGAGCACACACGACAGGCAAAGAAGGAACUCGAUUCGGCGUCCGAAUCACUGCAGGCAAAGUAUCUGCAGAUGAAGUCAUGGUACGAAGGCUCGCUACAGGAAAAGGAAGUCCUCCAGCGUCGCUUAAAGACUGCUAAGAAGGUCAUCAAGCAGAGGGAGGAUGAGUACAACUCUCUUGCGGAGGAGCGGGACAUGUUGUUGAACAGGAUCAGGGAGAACAGAGAGCACAUGCAGAUGCUCUGCAGUCCAGGAGGUAUAUUUCACGCCCUAGCACCCAAACAGAGAGGCGUUGUUGUUCCGAGCUCACAGGGACAGCGUGGCUCUCAGCAGCAGGCAUACAGAACACAGGUACGCGAUAGGCAGGGCGAGCAUGGGCAUGGUCUGUCGGCAUUGUUGCAGGCUAUGAGCCAGGAUAACAACAGCGCGCCUUCAACACCACUGCAUCCUCACCGUCCCACGCCACGACAUGUCGGAAAGCAUAGUCGGAAUGCUCAGUCUAUGUCGUCUUUGCCUACGACACCAAACAAUCGACCCAUUGGAACGCAUGUUGGACUUUUACCAUCUGUCGACCUGGUACCGCAAACGGAGCCUCAACGAUAUACGCAGCGACAGUUUAUUCCUACCACGCCAAAGUCGGAGCGUCAUCGACGUAGGAGUCGGGAGAGCACUAUUUCGGUGGACGAUAACGAGGAGCUGGCUAGACAGGCUCUCGAGUCUGUUGCUGCAGCUCAGUCAUUUACAUCACAGGCAUCACAUUCACGGAACCGCAGCAGUCAAGGGGAGGUCCAUGAUAGUCAGGCCAGCCAAGCAGCUGCACAGAUGUUACGACGAGAUCCACGACAGAGCUUCGAAGUAGCCGAGGCUCGCAGGGCAACAAAUACACCAGGUGCAAUGGAGAAGUCGGUUCGCAUGCAGGAGAAGCUAUUAUCCCAUCGCAACGGAGACACAGACGGAGAUAAGCGCAAGUUUAGCGGUUACUAUGCCUCAAGUGAGGAGACGCGACGAGACCAGGAGAGUCCGGCGAAGAAGUCGAGAGUUGUUGAGCCUUUGACUGAUAGUCAGAAGACACUGGGGUUGGGGAUUCAGUACAGAGAGUAG
Molecule: messenger RNA, 1716 nt
Organism: Fusarium coffeatum
Lineage: Eukaryota; Fungi; Ascomycota; Sordariomycetes; Hypocreales; Nectriaceae
Exons: 1
Coding region: 1-1716 (571 amino acids)
Source: RefSeq, a predicted model, not a curated record